Drosophila mojavensis is the source of this 2181-nucleotide messenger RNA. RefSeq names its product glucoside xylosyltransferase 2 (gene shams). Gene Ontology annotation, molecular function: UDP-xylosyltransferase activity. The record is from RefSeq and is a predicted model, not a curated record. Lineage: Eukaryota; Metazoa; Arthropoda; Insecta; Diptera; Drosophilidae. The transcript is spliced from 4 exons. Gene Ontology annotation, biological process: protein O-linked glycosylation via N-acetylgalactosamine. Bases 590 to 1702 code for a protein of 370 amino acids.
UUUAAACUUGCAAUUGGAUAAUUUCUGCUCAGUUCCAUCACCCGUUAUUUAAAUUAAUUAAACUGAAUAUACAUAGUUUAUUGUUUAACGUUUUCUGUUGUUGUUACUUCAUUUCGAUGUUUUUAAGAAAAUAUACCAAAACCAAAGAAACUUGUGUUGUCUUUCUAAAGAAAAAUAUUUUACAAUGAUUUCUUUUACAGACUAAUAUUUCUAAAAACAAAUAUGACAGUGAAUAAAUGUGAGCGCUCAUCUUGAUUUACGGAUUUGGGGCAUUCCCUAAGGAAAUGGAUUAAACAGCGACCAGCAGCUGGAACUCCAAGAAAAGAAUCACUUAGUUCAAAAGAACUGGUUCAUGGCUAGCACAACACAGUAUUUACUUUUUUUCAAUGAAACAUAUUUAUAUUGAUUUUGUAAUGCUAAAUAAAUUGAUGUUUUUCUAUAUAAUAUGCGAUCAAUCAUUACUGCUCUCUGAUAUAUAGCUUCAAAUAAUAAUAUAUACAUACACACUAUAUUGGGCAGCGCUCUGCUUUAUGAUAUCCAAACAAACACACUUGUACAAAUAUACAUACAUACAUACAUUCGUGCAUAAAUGUAUCUAUGUAGCAAUAUCAGAAACAAAAUGCGGCACUUCCACAUGUGCUUUCUAAGUUGUGUGGCCCUCACUACUAUUUUGUACAUAUUUCACGAGCGUCCAAAUUGGGACCAUGCAGCAUCUGCCCAAUCCGACACUGAAACCAAUGAAAUGCGCCAUAAGAAAAACACCUUUCAUAUUGUUGCAGUCGCCUGUGGCCAACGCGCUCAAGAGACGCUAGUUAUGAUAAAGUCAGCUCUACUUUAUAAUUAUUAUCAGGAAUAUAUUAAAUUUAUAAUAUUUACGGAAGCUCCAUUAACUGAUAUAAUAAGCGAGAAACUGACUGACUGGCGCGAUACACUUUCUCAGCAAUUUGACUUUGAACUAUUGUCAUUAAAAUUUCCAAAUCAAAGUGCGAAAGAAUGGAAAAAUCUGUUUAAGCCUUGCGCCGCCCAACGCCUAUUCUUACCUUCUUUAUUGAAGGAUGUUGAUUCGUUGUUAUAUGUUGAUACAGAUAUAUUGUUUUUAUCUCCAAUUACGGAUAUAUGGAAAUAUUUUGCAAAAUUUAAUGAAACUCAAAUCGCCGCUCUGGCGCCUGAGCACGAAAAUGAAAAUAUUGGAUGGUAUAAUCGAUUUGCACGCCAUCCAUUUUAUGGACGACUUGGCGUCAACUCUGGAGUCAUGCUUAUGAAUCUAACACGCAUGCGGCAAUUCAAUUGGGAGCAGCAUGUAUUUCCUAUUUAUAAAGAAUUUAAGCUACGAAUUACGUGGGGCGAUCAAGAUAUUAUAAAUAUUCUUUUUUAUUACCACCCAGACAAACUAUAUAUAAUUCCAUGUGAAUAUAACUAUCGACCCGACCACUGUAUGUACAUGAGUAUUUGCAAUUCUUCUCGAUCAGGCAUAAAGCUAAUACACGGUAAUCGGGGCUAUUUCCAUUCCGAUAAGCAACCAUUAUUUAAAACAAUCUAUUCGGCUAUAGAAAGCUAUCAGCUAAGCUCUAAUGUAUACAACGAUUUCCUGUUACCGCUUCGCGCAGCAUUGAAUACACAAUCUGUUAACGAAUCUAGUUGUGGAAAAGUCUCAGGUGAUAUUCUGUUAGUGGCGAAUAGUCUUUUUAGUAGUUCAUAUUGAAUGGGUAGUACAUAGUGAUUGGGCUGUACGUACACAUCCCAAUCAUAUUAUUAAGUUAAAGCUUCCCAGACUAGAAUCUCAUACAUUAUUGUCCAUAUUUAGUAACCAAUAGCUUUUAAUUAGGGAUUUUGUUUUUUCUAUAUUUUCGUGAAAUAAUAAGACGAGCUUAAAAGUAUUUGUUUUUAUUUUAAAUGAAAAUAAAAUUUCAAAAGAUAAUGAAUAGUAUAAAUGUAAAUAGAAACCUUAAAAACUCUAAAUAUGGCACCUUUCCAGGAAAAGUACUUAAAUCUACAAUACAAACACAAACAAAUCAUAAAUGACAAAAUUACUCUUUGUUCAAGUCUCAUGUAAUAUUUUUACAAACAUAUCCGGAGAAGCAAUACAAUGGAAUUUUAGAAGAAUAAUUCAUAACCAUUUUAGAUAAAUAGUUUUAAAUUUUUUUUAUAAAUAUGUAAAUAAAUAUACUUUUAAUUAGCCGA